UUGUUGUCUGUAUAUAGAGGUAACAAUUUUAGGCAAAGCCGCAAAAUCAAUAUCCCGAACAUAAACCUGUGAAGAGCACGGUUCAAAAUUUGAUAAAGAAGAAAUGGCUGGAGUUAAAUCAGAUUUUGUCGAAGACAGAGUGGGAAGAGUCUGGGAUAAGUGUAUAAUUGAUACCACAGUUAAAUUAGGUGGUGGUAUUUUAUUGGGAUCAGUGCUCACUCUAUUAUUUUUCCAACGGAGAAAAUGGCCUAUAUUUGCAGGUGCUGGAUUCGGAGUUGGAAUGGCAUAUGCGAAUUGUGAACGAGAAAUGAAUAAUAUUAUUAAACGUUCAUGAAUUUUAGUGAUGUUGUUAAUUCAAAUUAUGUAUCAUGAUAGUCAUUAUUAAGUAAAUAUUUUAAGAGCUUAUUGAGCUUUUUGGACGCAUUUCAAAUGGUUGUCUUCAACAUACAUUCGUUUAUGUAAAUAUACAUCAAAUAUUUAAAAUAUACACUUGAAUAGCUUCGAUCGAGUUUUAAUGUGCUAUCAUUUCAUUUGUUAGAAUCGAACGAUAAUUGUCGAGAGUUUUAUUUAACUUCUUGUGAUUAUGUUCCAAUAAAUUAUUAAAUCUAUA
Messenger RNA from Chrysoperla carnea, 610 nucleotides. RefSeq names its product MICOS complex subunit Mic10-like. Gene Ontology annotation, cellular component: MICOS complex; mitochondrial inner membrane; mitochondrion. The transcript is spliced from 3 exons. Lineage: Eukaryota; Metazoa; Arthropoda; Insecta; Neuroptera; Chrysopidae. The record is from RefSeq and is a predicted model, not a curated record. Bases 104 to 334 code for a protein of 76 amino acids.